Thunnus maccoyii (southern bluefin tuna) is the source of this 3738-nucleotide messenger RNA. RefSeq names its product transmembrane protein 104 (gene slc38a12). The coding region runs from base 274 to 1755 and encodes 493 amino acids. The transcript is spliced from 10 exons. NCBI's taxonomy places the organism in Eukaryota, Metazoa, Chordata, Actinopteri, Scombriformes, Scombridae. The record is from RefSeq and is a predicted model, not a curated record.
CGUGCGGUCAGCUGGAUGCUUAGUUUACUGCCUCUGGUAGCUAAGGUCCUCGCUAGCCCAUGGGAAAGUGUUUUUGUCGGAGCUUUCGUUUUACACUGACUUCCCUUCUCCUGCUUAACAAAGAAACGGCUCAUGUUAGCUAGCUGACAUGGCUCUGCUUUUUAUUUAGUGUGGAUUUGAUGCAACUGACAGCUUGGAGCGUCCUGCUAGCUUAACAGCUAAGUUAGCGAGAUACACUGGGGAGAAGUAAGGUGAGGACAAGUGUCAUCAACCAUGGCAGGUGGAAUCACAGACACAGGGGAACCCUACUCCGCAUUUGUGGGGCUGGUGUACAUGUUCAAUCUGAUUGUGGGAACAGGAGCUCUGACCAUGCCCAAAGCCUUCGCUUCAGCCGGUUGGGUGGUCAGCAUAGCGCUCAUCUCCUUCUUAGGAUUUAUGAGCUACAUGACCACCACCUUUAUGAUCGAGGCGAUGGCGGCGGCCAACGCUCAGCUGCGCUGGAAGAGGAGAGAGCAGGAAGAGAUCGAUGACAGCGAUUCCACAUCUGAGUAUUCGGAUGAUGACGUCAUGGGCAGGGGUCGAUCAGAGCCGGAGACGAAGCCCAUCUUGUCUGUCCAGAGAUCAGGAGGUCACGUCGAUCAUUUCGACAUUGUCGAGCGGGUUGAGAUGGGUCAGAUGGCCUCCAUGUUCUUCAACAAAGUCGGCGUCAAUAUGUUCUACAUCUGCAUCAUAGUGUAUCUGUACGGAGACCUGGCCAUCUACGCAGCAGCCGUGCCUAUAUCGCUAAUGGAAGUUGCCUGUGGAAACCACUCGUGCAGCGCUGGAAGUGUGAAGUACAACGAUACAGACCCGUGCUGGGGUUCUGUCACGAGGAAAGACGCGUACCGGGUGUUUCUGAGCGUGUUCACUCUUCUGUUGGGGCCUUUCACCUUCUUCAACGCUCAGAAGACCAAAUAUCUUCAGAUUCUCACCUCACUCAUGCGCUGGAUUGCGUUCACCAUGAUGAUCAUCUUGGCUCUGAUCCGUAUCGGUAAAGGCACCGGCGAGGGCCACCCGCCGGUCGCCUCCCUCUCCGGCGUGCCCAACCUGUUCGGAGUGUGCGUCUACUCCUUCAUGUGCCAACACUCCCUUCCCUCCCUGGUGACGCCCAUCUCUGACAAGAAACACGUCGGCACCCUGGUGUUGGCGGACUACACCCUGAUCCUCGGCUUCUACGUCCUCCUCUCGUUCACCGCCAUCUUCUGCUUCGACAGCUCGCUGCUGCACGACAUGUACACCCUGAACUUCACGGACAACUGCAACGUGUUGGAUAUCCAGUUCCUGCGCUACUUCUUGGGCUUGUUCCCCGUUUUCACCAUCAGCACCAACUUCCCCAUCAUCGCCGUCACGCUCCGCAACAACUGGAAGACUCUGUUCCACCGGGACGGAGGAACCUACCCGUGGGUGGUGGACCGCAUCGUUUUUCCCCUCAUUACUCUGGUGCCCCCGAUCGUGGUAGCCUUCUGCACCCACAACUUGGAGUCCUUGGUGGGCAUCACGGGGUCGUACGCUGGCACGGGGAUCCAGUACAUUAUCCCAGCCUUACUUGUGUAUUACGGUAGACGCCAUCUGGAGCCCGUGAUGGGCAGGGAUGCCAUCAACAAGCACCGGUCUCCUUUCCGUCACACCUUCUGGGUGUGGUUUGUUGUUUUGUGGGCCGUCUUCUGCCUCAUGUUUGUCACAGCCAACAUCAUCCUGACUGACACCAAGAAAUGAGAACUCACUGUUCCAAGAACUUUCGAUUAAAAAAAAAUAUAUAAAUAUCUGUUUGGCCAGUCUCCCUACUCCUGUACACAAGGCCUUACUUGCUGCUGGUUGGACAGUGUGCCUUUUUAUGGGACUUUUGUUGCAUAUGUUGUAUGUAAUUAAGAGUAAUUUAUCAAAUUUGUUAAAAGGGACCAAAUGACAACUAUUUAUGUUCCAUUGUAAAAGCUGGAACAGUGCAUGACAAUAACAAACUUGGAAAGGGUCAUUUAUUAUAAGUAUGUUUUGUCAACAUAUAACUGACAGCCUGAGGUUUUCACAAGUAUUUGCACUUACAGUACACAACUUUUUUUAAAAAAAAAAAAACAUAUUUAAAGGGUUCAGUAUGCUUCAAACAAACUAAAGGCAGAAGUGUUUAUAGUUGUUCUGAAGGGAGACGCUCGACGGCGGGGUCAAAAGCUUGACCGUCGUGCUGUAGAUGACGCACAAUGAAUCAUUUGAACGGAGACACACUUUCAGACACUUUCUCCUGGAAGGCAUUCGUCGUGUCGCGCUCGGUCGUUCACACGGAAAGUGACAGAAGUAGGUGUGAAGAAAGACAGAUAGAAGAGCACUAGAGAGAGAGAAAGAGAGAGAGAGAGAGAGAGAGAGAGAGAGAGGUUGAAAUCCUGCAUAUUUUCUCACCUCCGUAUGUGUGGUUUUCAGGUUUCUGGAAGUUACAAAAAAAAAACUUGUGGGACUUAAGCCUGAGGUUAUUUCAGACUGCGUUUGACAAUCUGACAAGCACUUUGUUUGAAGCAUGCCGACGCCUCAAGACUUCUGUAGGUUGUCCGUUUUUCAGUACGGCUCAUUCAAAUCCCAAACUAUUGAGAGUGCUGAGUAAUCCACAGGACCUACAGAGCAAAUAAAAUAUAUCAAAGCAAUUGAAAGAGGAGAGUAGCAACAAGAAAAAAAGACGUCUCCCUGGCUUAAUAAUGAACUUGGAAUAACAACCAACAAACGAAUCAGGGAUGAUUAUUCUUUCGUGGCUGACGUGUAUCCAUCCCUCACCGGUUGGCUGACUCUGAUCUCGUCAUCCCCCCCUCCCCCACUCCUUGUGAACAAUGAAGCUCCGUCCGUGACAGAUCCACUGACAAAUAGGCCUCCAGGAUGAGCUCCAUCUCUGUUUAUCACCACACACACACACACACAGGGCAUGUCUCCCGUCUUUUACUGCUCAGCACCCGUUCAUGACUCUGUCAGCUUCAUACUGUAUCCAUCACACAUCCCCCCCCCCCCCCCCCUCCUCCAAACACCUGACAGGGUAAUAGUGAUCUGCAGUGUUCCAGCUUUGGCUAAAGGGAAGGCAUCUGUGGCCAGAAGUUAAACGUACUGAGCCGACUGUGACUGCGGAUCUUCAUACACGGACACUCUGUACUGUGGUUUAGUAACGCUGAUCUUCACUGACACUCUGGCAGCUUCCUUUUAUGAGUUGUGCCUGUUAAUGAAAUUCAUUAUUGCCCUUACAAAGAUAUGACUGUAUGUUUGUGUGUGUGUGUCCAUGUGAGUGAUUGAAUAGAUAUUGUUUGAUGUGAUUCUGAUGACUCUUGUUUGGAGUUGUGAAAUGUGCCUUUUUACAGGGUUAAUUUUUCUUGCCCUAAAACUUAUCGACUCUGCUGUUUUUUCUCGUCUUAUGAAAAGCUGCCUGACAACAUCUGCAUGUAUUUCAUUUAACUGUGUCCCCAAAUAUACUUGGGAUAUAAUCUAUAUAAUAAUAGAGAUUAUAUAGAUUAUAUAUCAGUAUAAUUUUGGGUGUAUAAUCCUUGUUUGUUUUUUUAUUUCUGUUCUUUUUUUUUGUUACAUGGUUUUUUUCCCCUCUCUUGUAUCUCUGAGAAUCUUUUCUAUUUGUUUGGCCAGGUUGUGAUCAGAUCAUUGAUAUGGAUGUUUACUGCUUUAAUGGAUGUUCUGUUUGAUUUUUAUGAUUCACAAAGAAAAUAAAUAAAGGCUUUAUGUUCA